Diabrotica virgifera virgifera (western corn rootworm) is the source of this 2684-nucleotide messenger RNA. RefSeq lists its product as uncharacterized. The transcript has 2 exons. The record is from RefSeq and is a predicted model, not a curated record. The coding region runs from base 1012 to 1617 and encodes 201 amino acids. NCBI's taxonomy places the organism in Eukaryota, Metazoa, Arthropoda, Insecta, Coleoptera, Chrysomelidae.
CAAUAAUGAAUAUCCAACAACUACUCAAACAAACAAACGUUUGAGGCCAGAGAUGAAUUCAGACUUCGGUGCAAAGAAAUCUAGAUCAGGUUGAGUGUUUGCCCAUCUUAGUGCUCGAGAUAAAAAGUUGUUAUAUGCAUAGUUGGUUCUAUGGAUAGGAACAUAGAAUGUUUGAUUUAAUCGAGUUCUGCGGAGAGGUACAUGGAGACCAACCUGCUCAAGUAGCUGAGGACACAAAACUGUUGAAUUAAUUAUGCCAUAGAGCAUCCUUGCAUCCUUAAUUACUCGUCGGUCACGCAAUGAGAGAAUACCCAAUUGGGUUUCAAUUUGAUAAUAAUUUAACUGAUUUAACUCAAAAGGUAUACCCAGUUUAUAUGCUAUGUACCUUAUGAACUUGUGUUGGACUGUCUCGAUUUUUGUUAUGUAAAUAUUGUAAGAUGGAGACCAAACACAAGAACAAUACUCUAGAUGAGGUCUAACUAAAGAACAAUAUAGUAAUUUAAUUGCAUCAAUAUUCUGAAAGUCUCUAGUGCAUCUUUUUAUAAAACCAAGCAUUUGUAAAGAUUUGGAAAUUUUUGAUGUAUAAUGUGAUUCAAAUAAAAGUUUACAGUCUAAAUUAAUUCCCAAAUCACGAAUUUCAGUAACCCAGUCAACAGGAAUAUUCUGUAUAUUAUAAUUAUAUUCUAUUGGGUCUCUCGAUCGUCCAAAAGAAAUAGCAUGACACUUAGAUUCAUGCGGAUAUAUUCUAUAUAUCCGCAUAUAUAUUCUAUAUAUGCGGAUAUAUUCUCAAAAUUUGAUGAUCUACAAAAUCAAGAUUUUUUUAAAUGGCACAAAAAUUGUUACAAAUCCUAUACGAGCUCAAAGAACAUUGCCUCGUACAAGUAAAAAAAUACUAAACUGACGUUUCGUAGAGAAGAUAUUUUUCAAAAACAGCCCUUGCGAUCACCUUUUAAUUCACAAAAGUGCAUCUUUUGUCAGAAGCGCUCACCGAAACAAAAACUAUGCCAAGUUAUGACUAAUAAUAUACAAGAAAAAAUAAGAGCUAUAUCACGAAGCAACCCUGUGUUCUUUGCGAGAACUAGAGACGACUUAAUUGCCUCGGAUAAUGCCGCUUGCAUUUCAACUGAAUUACACAAUCUGAAUAAAAAAUCUGUUGGAAAUACUGAUAUUAACAAAACAGAAAAUGAAGCAUUUGGAAACUUUUGGAAGAAAUGGAGAAAGGGUUUUGAGAAAGGUAAAGGAUACAAUACAAAAUCGAUUGGCAAAAGGUAUCGUGAAAUUAGUGGCAUUGACGACAUGAGCGAGAAACAAAUAAUUAAAAAAAUGAAGAACUAUUUUGGGGAUGCUGUUGAAUCAGUAAGGUCUCCUAGACAAAACGAGCCAACAAUAUUUUUAAGGAAGUUCUCGAAAGAACAGGCAAUUGAAACAAUCGUGCACAACCACGACGAAUCUGACACUCUCAGUUUCAGUUUCGGUGCAUCGGAGCAACACAUUCUAGUCAAAAUCUGCCAAACUAUCCGAAGUGAGAUAAACAAGAUGUCAACUGAGCCCGACUUAAAAAAAAAGAAUGUGUGUGUACUUUGUACGCACGUAAGAAGUUAUACUUCUAUUAUAUGAUUUAAACGAAAUUAAUACACUUUUUAUUUAUAUUUUGUUUAAAUAUUAAACUAAUUUAUACUUACUACUUCUCAAACAUUUUUAUUAGAACAGUGCCAAAAAUUAAAAUAAUAAAAGAAUAAAACACACACAAACACAUUAAACAAGCCACAAAUGAUGUCUGAACAUUAAUUGUCGAAAUUUUUUUUAACUAAAUACGUAUUUUCUGAAAAUACAAUUAUAUAAUAAAUAUACUUACAAUCAUAAAAUGUAUUAAAAAAAACAAAAAAGAAAGUUUCUAUUGGGACUCGAACCAGCGCUGAUAAGAGCGGUUGGUAUUGGAAUUCAUUCGCCUUCUCCGCUUAGCCACGGUCACUAUGUGUCAUUAUUUACGAAGAUCGACUAACUAAACGGAUUAAACUUGUGAUAUUUUGAAAAUUGAUCAAAUUAUUUUAAUUUUGAAUUGAAAUAAUUUAGAAUUGAAAAAAUACAACAAAACAUAGAGUAAAAAAACAAUAUAUUAGGUGAAUAUUGAAGAAAUUUUGAUGGUAAUCAAAUUAUAUAAAUAAAAGUAUUACAUACUAUGUAUUUUGGCAGAUCAAAUAGGUAGGUUUAUACCCAUGAUACAUUAACAAUUAUUACGUACCUGUUGCUUUUAAAAACUAUUUAAAAGUCACUACAAUAUUAUAAACUUUUUUGUUUCUGUCCUCACAACAAUAAAACUAAUAUAUUAUUCAUUUGUUUACCUUUACCUCCAAACCACAGCUGCCAUAUCGGAUAAUUUUUGACAUGUCAUUUGAACAUCCAAUCAGAACAAAGUUAUAAUGCGCCUGCGCCGGGCUGAUAGGUUUUAACAUAUAAAAAAAUCACCCUCUAUCGCCGGUAAAGAAGUAUAACUUCAAAAAAUGAAUGUUAGAGACUACCCAAAGUCUAUUCCUGAAAGCUUGUAUUCUCUUGUUAACCUUAUAGUCCGAAAUUAAAGCGAUAAUGAAAAGAAGACUGAAACCCUAAGCAUUUGCCAAGACAUUAUUUUUGCCUGCUCAAAGGAAAAAAUAAAAACUCCGAAGCAUAUUGGGCUAGGACUUUUA